UGAGAUAUUAGCAUUGUGACGUUUCCUAAAUUAUGACGUCAUAUACAAUCUAAGAUAGCUUUCUUUGUAAAAUACAUACGUCCUUACAUAGGCCUACAUCGAAAAUCCACCACAGAAAUACAUUUUGGGGGAAAUAGAAGAUUUUAAGGAUCUCUCAAGAAGAAAGGACAUGUCAAAGCUGGUGGUGCUGGUCUGUGGCGGGGGUAAUGGCGCCCACACGGCGGCUGGUCUCUCAGCCUCUCGCGAGAAUACGGAGUCACGUGUCCUGACUUUAUUCAAGGACGAAGCCGAGAGGUGGACUAACAUGAUGAAGGAGAAUGAUUUCACUGUGCAGGUGAAUGACCCAAAUACUAAUAAAUGCACAUACAUCAAAGCUAAACCAAAAAUUGUGUCCAAAGAUCCAGCGAAGGUGGUGCCAGGAGCGCAUUUGAUUAUUUUCACGAUGCCAGCUUUUGCUCAUCCAACCUACUUCGAAGCUAUUAGGCCUCACCUGGAGGCCGGUGCCACAGUCGUUGGAAUGCCAGGACAACCUGGGUUCGAGUUUCAGUGCUUCGACAUCUUAAAGGACAAGGCUAAAUCCUGCACGAUCAUGUCAUUCGAGUCUCUCCCAUGGGCAACACGUAUUUUGGAAUUUGGUAAGACUGUCGAGAUACUAGGUGCAAAGGAAUCACUUAUGGGAAGUAUAAUAAAAGGGAAAACUAAGCCAUCCCAUGAUCCACUGCAGAGUAUGCAAAAGAUCGUUGGACUUCGCCCAGUCUUAAAGCAGACGAGCAAUUAUAUAGAGCCCUACUUGUUAACAAAAGCAAUAGUCCACCCGCCGAUUAUGUAUGCAAGAUGGAAGGAUUGGGAUGGAAAACCCCUUGACAAAGAGCCGCUGUUUUAUCAAGGCGUGGAUGAGAUGGGAGCAAAAUACCUGAGUGGCGUGGCAGAUGAAUUAAUGGAAACCGCUAAGGCUUUCCAAAAGAAAAACCCAAAACUGGAUAUGUCUCACGUGAUCCACCUAACAGAUUGGUACCGACAGGACUAUGCAAAGGACAUCAAGGAUAAGACGAAUCUGAAGACAUGCCUGCAUACAAAUGCUGCCUACGAUGGACUUGUUCACCCUAUGAUAGAGAAAGAUGGGAAGUUUAUGCCGAACUUUAAAUACCGAUAUCUGGUGGAAGACGUGCCCAAUGGAUUAGUCGUCACAAAGGGUCUGGCCCUCAUUGCUGGAGUGAAAACUCCCUAUACUGACGAGGUUCUACUGUGGUGCCAGAAGACGAUGGGAAAGGAAUACAUGGUGGAUGGUCAGCUCAAGGGAAAGGACAUCAAGGACUCGAGAUGUCCUCAACGUUAUGGUUACAACACAAUUGAUGACUUGGUCAGUAUUCUUUAAGCUGACGCAUGCCAUUCAACACCACGAUAAAUGGUGCGAUGUUAUGGGAUGAUAUUGCAAAACUGCCUGUAGAUAUUUACAUGUAACUAUAUUCAGUUUCAAGUGGUGACAAACACUUUCGAUCGUAACGUUUGUAUAGUUUAGUUAAUAAGCUAUACAUUUACGUCAAGGAAAGUUGAACUUAGAUGGAAUUGCUUUAAAACAUUCUGUCUCGAUUAAUAUUGUUAUUGUUUUCAGUCAUUUUGUUCAGUGUACGUCCAACAUUGUACUUUAAUGAUUAUAAAGAAUGGUUUCAUUGUUUGGCUUAAUAUAUAAUUAUACCAUUUUUCAGUCAAAUAAAAAAAGUGUCUUCAUG
Molecule: messenger RNA, 1730 nt
Organism: Gigantopelta aegis
Lineage: Eukaryota; Metazoa; Mollusca; Gastropoda; Neomphalida; Peltospiridae
Product: opine dehydrogenase-like
Exons: 2
Coding region: 170-1375 (401 amino acids)
Molecular function (GO): oxidoreductase activity
Source: RefSeq, a predicted model, not a curated record